AUACACAAAACCAUUGUUCGCAAUCAAAAAGUGACAGUUAAUAUUCUCUAACCAACCGAAAUUAAUUUCCAUACACUCACCACUAGCUAGUUUGAUUAACGGAGAAAAGAAAAUGGAGAAAGAAGGUGUUGGGCUUGAAAUCACUACUGAGCUAAGGUUGGGCCUUCCCGGUGGGGAAUUACCUGACAAGAACGAGAAGAUGAAGAAGAGGGUGUUCUCGGAGAUUAAUCAAGGUGAUGAAAACAGCUCCUCCGAAGAAGAUCGCAAAAUCCAAACCAAAAACCAAGUGGUUGGGUGGCCUCCGGUGUGUUCGUACCGCAAGAAGAACACCAUCAAUGAAACCAAAAUGUACGUCAAAGUUAGCAUGGACGGGGCUCCUUUCUUGCGUAAAAUUGAUUUGGCUAUGCACAAGGGAUAUUCGGAGCUAGCCUUGGCCUUGGAGAAGUUCUUCGGUUGCUAUGGAAUUGGCUCAGCGUUGAAGGAUGAGGAGAAUGUUGAACAAGUUCCCAUAUACGAGGACAAAGAUGGUGACUGGAUGCUCGUUGGAGAUGUUCCUUGGGAGAUGUUUAUUGAGUCAUGCAAGAGGUUGAGGAUUAUGAAGAGAUCAGAUGCAAAGGGCUUCGAUCUGCAACCAAAAGGGUCUUUAAAGGGAUUUAUAGAAGGCGUGACAAAAUGAAAAAUAUAUAUAGAUGAAGCAAAAGGCUUCUAAUCAAUAUGGUACACGUUUUGAAGACAUCCAAUUUCAUGUUGUCGUUUUAUUAUAUUUGAGGAAGCAACAUUUUAUAGUAUGGUGCAUGAAUCAGACUUCUGUCUAUGUUAAGACCUAAGAAUGAAGGAUAUAUACAGGAGUCUGUUUAAUGAAAUAGGGAAAACUCAUCGUUUUAGUAAAUGUCUUGUCGUAUUUGUUAAUAUGCUGCACAUUUCAGCAAACUUAUUGUCGAUCCAUUUUUGCUUGCUAUUUCCAUUU
Molecule: messenger RNA, 967 nt
Organism: Glycine soja
Lineage: Eukaryota; Viridiplantae; Streptophyta; Magnoliopsida; Fabales; Fabaceae
Product: auxin-induced protein 22C-like
Exons: 3
Coding region: 113-676 (187 amino acids)
Biological process (GO): regulation of DNA-templated transcription
Cellular component (GO): nucleus
Molecular function (GO): protein binding
Source: RefSeq, a predicted model, not a curated record